CACGGCCUGCUGAGCCAGACCAGGGCCGGGCUGCAGACCUCCUCCCGCAGGCGUCCGUCCGGCCAGCCGCGCACGCGCACGCACUCGCGCACGCCGCCCCCCCAUUUGGGCGCCGGGUGUCGGCGGCGCGCGCGCGGCAAAUGGAGUGGGUCCUCGCGGAAACGCUGCUGUCGCAGAGCCGGGACCCCCGGGUCCUGCUUGGGGCGCUGUGCCGCGGGGAGGCGUCCGCGGAGCGCGUGGAGACGCUGUGCUUUCUGCUGCAGCGACUCGAGGACGAGGAGGCGCACCGUGGCGGCGGGGGCGCGGGCGCGCUCCCGGAGGCGGCGCGCGAGGUCGCAGCCGGGUACCUGGUUCCGCUGCUGCGGGGCCUGCGCGGGCGCCCCGCGGUCGGCUCGGACCCGCCCGACGCGGCGGCGCUGGCGGCCGGGAGGCUGCUGCCGGCGCUGGGCCAGUGCGGCGGAGCGGUGUUGCGGGCCGUAUGGGGCGGGUUGGUCGCAGCCGGGGCGCCCUCGGGGCCGGGCCACGUCGGGCCGCAGCUGCUGGUGCUGAGCGCCCUGGCCGAGAGGCUGCUGCCGGAACCCGGCGCCGACCGCGGUCCUGGGGCGGGAGAGGAGGACCCCGACGCGCGGCGCUGCUGGCGCUUCUGGAGGACGGUGCAGGCGGGGCUGGCCCAGGCCCAGGACGCCUUGACGCGCAAGCGAGCGCGCUACCUGCUGCAGAGGGCGGUGGAGGUGUCGGCGGAGCUGGGGGCCCACUGCACCUGCGGCCCCCAGGAAGGAAACGGCCCAAGUCUGUUUUGGUGGUCUGUGAAGAAGAAAGAUGAGCUUCUAAAGUUUUGGGAAAACUAUAUUUUAAUUAUGGAAACUCUAGAAGGAAAUCAGAUCCACGUGAUAAAGCCAGUUUUACCAAAGCUAAACAGUCUGUUUGAAUAUGCAGUGUCAGAGGAAAACGGGUGUUGGCUUGUUCACCCGUCCUGGCAUAUGUGUAUUUAUAAAAGAAUGUUUGAAAGUGAAAAUAAAAUCCUGACCAAAGAAGGUGUUAUCCAUUUUUUGGAGCUGUAUGAAACAAAGAUCCUUCCAUUUUCACCAGAGUUUUCUGAGUUUAUUAUUGGACCAUUAAUGGAUGCGCUUUCGGAGAGCUCUCUGUACAUCAGGUCCCCAGGCCAGCUGUUAGGAAGUGGUUCUCCAUUGGGAUUGAAAUUACAGAAGUUUUUAGUCACUUAUGUUUCUCUUCUUCCAGAAGAAAUAAAGAGUAGUUUCCUAUUAAAGUUUAUUCAGAAGAUGACAAGUAGACAUUGGUGUGCCAUUCCCAUUUUGUUUCUGUCUAAGGCUUUGGCAAACGUCCCAAGAUGUAAAGCCCUGGGUAUAGAAGGGCUUCUUGCUCUCAGGGAUGUUCUUCAGUGCACUAUGACCACCCAUCAGAUUCUGCUGAGAGGGGCAGCUCAGGGCUAUCUUCUUCAAACAGCUAUGAAUUUGGUAGAUGUGGAGAAGGUGUCACUUUCAGAUGUUUCAACUUUUCUCAUGUCUCUGAGACAAGAGGAGUCCUUAGGACGAGGAACCUCAUUGUGGACAGAGCUCUGUGAUUGGUUGUGUGUUAAUGAAAGCUGUUUCAGGCGAGCCUCGGCUUGCAGCUCCAUCGGACUUCCUGAGACAUCCUCUUUAAAUGCUUACGUGAAGAACCUCGUUGAAGAGUAUAUUAAGUCACCUGCUUGGGAAACAGGAGAAGACUGCUUUAUGCCGGACUGGUUUGAAGCCAAGCUUGUUGCAAUGAUGGUCUUGCUGGCCGUAGAUGUGGAAGGAAUGAAGACUCAGUACAGUGAAAAGCGGAGAACACAGAAUGUAUUCAGGAUAUUCUUAGACCCUCUUCUGGAAUCCCUUACGAAGCUGGGCACAAAUGCCUACAUGCCCUUGCUGAGAACUGACCGAUGCCUCCAGCUCCUGUUGAAGUUAUUGCACACUUGCUUGUUGAGAGGUUCCAGUGCCCAAGAUGAUGAGGUGUUCACACUUCUCCAGAGCUUCCUCAUGUCUCCUACCGAGAGCAUUUCCGAAUUUAUCCUCCGACGGCUUACUAUGAAUGAACUAAGUAGUGUUUCGGAUCUGGAUCGUUGCCAUUUAUACCUGAUGGUAUUAACUGAGCUUAUAAAUAUCCAUUUGAAAGUUGGGUGGAAAAGAGGCAACCCCAUUUGGAGAGUUAUUUCUCCUCUGCAAAAUGCAUCCAUUCGGCAUCUUCAAGAGAUGGACAGUGGACAGGAGCCAACGCUUGCCCAGCAGAUUCAGAGAGUCGUGAGUAUGGCCGCCUUGGCCAUGGUGUGUGAGGCCGUUGACCAGACGCCGGAACUGCAGCUCGACUGUCCAGAUGCCGGACCCACGGAAAGGUUCCUCUCCUCCCUCCCACUCAACCACACGCUGCAGAAGCCCCGCACAGAGGAGCAGAGCAGUUUUUUUGAAGAAUCAUCAGCUUCCCAAGGAUGGGGGAAAAUAGUCGCACAAUAUAUUCAUGAUCAGUGGGUCUGCCUCUCUUUCUUGUUGAGAAAAUAUCACACCUUGAUACCAGUGUCGGAGGGUGAUGUUCCAGAACCCGUCCUGCCUGCCGUUCAGAGGCCGGUAAGGACUCUGCAGUCUGCGCUUGGUGCCCUCACAGUCCUGCCUUCAGACCGAGUCUUGCCUGUGUUCCACUGCAUGAAAGUUCUGGUUCCCAAGCUUUUGACCUCCUCUGAAUCACUCUGUGUAGAGUCUUUUGACAUGGCUUGGAAAAUUAUAUCUGCUUUAAGCAACACUCAGCUGAUAUUCUGGUCUAAUUUAAAAGCUUUUGUUCAGUUUGUCUUUGACACCAAAGUUCUUACCAUUGCUGCAAAAAUCAAGGGCCAGGCGUAUUUCAAAAUAAAAGAGAUUAUGUACAAGAUGAUUGAAAUGUCUGCUGUAAAAACUGGAGUCUUCAAUACACUGAUAAGUUAUUGCUGCAAAUCUUGGAUAGUUUCUGCUUCAGAUGUGUUCCAAGUAUCUUUAUCAAGUGCUAAACGUUAUAGCGAACUUGUCCUCGAGGCUUGUAUAUUUGGAACCGUGUUUAGGCGUGAUCAAAGACUUAUUCAGGAUGUGCAGACCUACAUAGAAAAUCUCGGACACGAUUGUGCAGCAAACACGGUUAUUGAAAAUACUAAAAGAGAAGACCACUAUGUGAGAAUUUGUGCAGUCAAAUUCCUGUGUUUAUUACAUGGCUCAAAUGUGUCUCAUAAGUUGUUUAUGGAAGAUCUUGCAAUCAAGCUCUUAGAUAAAGAUGACCUGGUGUCCAAGUGCAGGACCCGGCACUACGUGAACUCGCAGCAGCACCGGCUGAAAAACCGGAUAUGGCAGACGCUGCUCGUGCUCUUCCCCAGCUUCGACCAGAAUUUUUUGAAUAGAAUUAUUGACAAGAUUUUCCAGGCUGGUUUCAUCAAUACUCAAGCAUCCAUAAAAUAUUUUAUAGAAUGGAUUAUUAUAUUGAUUCUUCAUAAAUUUCCUCAAUUUCUCCUGAAGUUCUGGGAUUGUUUUUCUUAUGGUGAAGAAAACCUUAAAACAAGCAUUUGUACAUUUUUAUCCGUUUUGUCACAUUUGGACAUCAUCACUCAAAAUAUUCCCGAAAAGAAACCAGUUCUGAAGCAAGCCCUUAUUAUUGCGCUGCAGCAGUGCUUCCAUCCCAACUUCAGUGUCCGACUGUAUGCCUUAGUCGCUCUUAAGAAGAUCUGGAGCAUGUGUAAGACACUGCACGUUGAAGAAUUUGAUGCUUUGACAUCUGUUAUUGAAUCCAGUCUCAACCAGGUGGAAAACAUGCCUGGAACAGGGAAUGCGAAGAAGAAUUGGCAACGCAUCCAGGAGCAUUUCUUUUUUGCAACAUUUCACCCAGUUCAGGAUUACUGUCUGGAGACCAUAUUUUACAUCCUUCCACGCCUUUCAGGCCUGGUUGAAGACGAAUGGAUUGCCAUUGGUAAAUUUACCAGGUUCACUGACAUUCCUUCAGAUGCAGGAUUUCAGUGGUACCUUUCGCCGACUCACCUCUGUGAACUAAAACCGGGUGACUGGGCUCAGCAGGAUGUAGGUUCUCACUCGGGCGAAGCAGACAGCCAGUCAGAGUGGACGGAUGUUCAGAAGAAGAUUAUCCCUUGGAAAAACAAUGCCCCAGAUUUAGAUCUGGAGCUAGUAUUUCAGGAUCGUGUUGCCAAACUUGGGAAGUCCAUUAGCAGACUGAUUGUAGUGGCCUCCCUCAUUGAUAAGCCAACCAAUGUAGGAGGUCUGUGCCGGACCUGCGAGGUGUUUGGGGCCUCGGCGCUAGUGGUGGGCAGCCUUCAGUGCGUCACAGACAAGCAGUUCCAAGGCCUCAGUGUCUCAGCAGAGCAGUGGCUGCCUUUAGUGGAGGUAAAACCACCUCAGCUCAUCGAUUUUCUGCAACAGAAAAAAGCAGAAGGUUACACCGUCAUUGGUGUGGAACAGACUGCCAAGAGUGUGGACCUGAGCCAGUACAGCUUUCCAGAGAGAUCUCUGCUCUUGUUGGGAAAUGAACGUGAGGGAAUUCCAGCAAAUCUGAUCCAACAAUUGGAUGUUUGUGUGGAAAUUCCUCAGCAGGGCAUUAUCCGCUCCCUUAACGUCCACGUGAGUGGGGCUCUGCUCAUUUGGGAAUAUACCAGACAGCAGCUGCUCAGGCAUGGGGACACCGAAUCAUGAACUUUGUGCCUUAUCUGAGAUCAAUUAUCGGUGCUCUUGAAACAUUGUUUAAAACUAUGUGUACUAAUGAAAUUGAUUCUGAAAUUUACCAGGAUAAUUAGUAUUUUUCUUGCCAACUUAAUGCCAAAACUCUCUCAUGUGCCUUAAACAUAUUAUUAUAUGUUGUCCCCUUGAAUAAAUAUGUUUAGCUAAAUUGCAUUGCUUCUUUAAUAAAAUAUUUUAAGCAAUUGUGGAAAUGAAACAAUGUAUCUUAAGAAGAGAAUUUCUUUCCUGGAAACCAGUAUUGUCAGAAACGUGGACUGUGAUGGGAGUAAGGUGAAUUACAGCAGCUGCUGCCUGUGAACACCACAGCCUUACAUCUCCAGGAGGCACGGAGGGGUGGAAGCAAAGUCCCUGCAUGGAGAGGAGUCAUUAGCCUGUUGCUGCUUUGUAUGUACUUAUUCCCAGGGAAUAAGCCUGCUUGGCAAGAUGUUGAGUCAGCUUCCCUGUAGAAUUCAUGAUGCCCAGAUAAUAGGUUUUAAUUCCCUUUUAAAGCCAUGGAAUAGGCCAUUAUCAUUCAUAUGAACUUUUUGGAAAACUUUCAUACACUACCUUUGCUCAGAGAGUUCAGAUAAUAGAAAUAGUCUAUUCUGACAAAUGUCAGUAUCCGCCCAAAGAAUUAUUCUUUGCACGUGAAUUAUUCUUGCACAUCAUCACCAGGAGUGAGAAUGGAGCCCAGGAAGUCUGGUUUACCAUUUCUGUUCUUCUGAGGGUGUUUUUGUUUGAUACUGAGAUUACUUCAGUAUUGAAUGUUGACCAUUUAUCCCCAUCCCUCAAUGAACUUCAACCAUGUCUGGGUCCUUUUUUUUAAUAUUUAAAUUUCAAAAUCUGUUACCAGUAUAAUUUUUCUUCUGUAGCUUUAUUAAAAUAAUUUUUGAUUUGCAGAAGAGUUGCAAAGAGUACACAGUUUGCCUAUGCCCUUCACCCACAUGCCUCUAGUAGGAUCUUACAGAACCGUGGACACGUCUCAAAACUAGGAAAUUAACAUUGGUAAUGGUGCUGUUCACUGAACUGCAGACUACCAAUCUGCCCUCUACUGAGACUUCUCGUUCUGUUCCAGGACGCUGCAUCACAUUAGGUGGUUAGGUCUCCUUAGUCUCUGACAGUCUCCAUCUUUCCUCUGACACCUUCGAGGUACUGGGUAGGUAUUUUGUAAACGUCUCAUGAUUUGGGUUUGUAUGAUGUUUUCUCAUGGUCAGACCACGGUCUGGUUUCCGGAAGGACCCCCCCAGUGCUGAUGUGCCUUUGUCAUUGCAUCUCAGCAUGACCUAUUCCCUUGGUCGUCUGUCGAAGGCAGCGUUCACCACUUCUCAGUAAAGUUGCUAUUUCUCACUUUCUCCGCUCUGUUAGAAGCCGGGUCACUAAGCCUACCUACACUCAAGGCUAGAAAAUAAGCUUCGCCUCUUGGAGGGAGAAAUAGUUGGAGGCUGUGCUGGUAACUGUGUUGAGCAUGUUGCCCACUCAGUCUGGUACUCGUGAGUGGCUGUUGCCUGUGGUGUUCUCAGGGUGAUAGUCAGUGUUUCCUUCAUUCCUUCACCAUUUGUGACUUGGGAUUCUUCUGUAAGGACCACCAGUCCCUGAUUCAGUCAUUUGUUGAGAUCAGUGUGGAUGGAUGGCUUGUAUCCUUUUGACCUGCUCCCAUCCUUCCACUUCUUUUUUCUUUUAGAACUUCCUUUCUCUCUGGCAGUUCACAGUUCUCCGGGAGCUUUCAUUUUCCCCACCCCAGUUCUAGAAUCCAACAGUUCUGCAAGGAGCAUGGGUGCCAGACGUGCUUGCUGCUGCAGGCCCUCUCAGUGGCCAGAGCUGGCUAGUGUCUACACCCCGUGUGUGCACAAAUAAUACAAUGUCUAGAUGUGAAGGUGAACAGGAGCUCUUAGAGGCCUCGGGCACCAGUCAGCUCCACAAGGUUAA
This is a messenger RNA of Ailuropoda melanoleuca (giant panda), 6644 nucleotides long. It is a transcript of the gene TARBP1, whose product is annotated as tRNA guanosine 2 -O-methyltransferase TARBP1. The transcript has 31 exons. Gene Ontology annotation, biological process: tRNA methylation. The record is from RefSeq and is a predicted model, not a curated record. Bases 141 to 4694 code for a protein of 1517 amino acids. Gene Ontology annotation, molecular function: RNA binding; tRNA (guanine) methyltransferase activity. NCBI's taxonomy places the organism in Eukaryota, Metazoa, Chordata, Mammalia, Carnivora, Ursidae.